Molecule: messenger RNA, 675 nt
Organism: Ruditapes philippinarum (Manila clam)
Lineage: Eukaryota; Metazoa; Mollusca; Bivalvia; Venerida; Veneridae
Product: endoribonuclease LACTB2-like
Exons: 5
Coding region: 28-675 (215 amino acids)
Cellular component (GO): mitochondrial matrix
Molecular function (GO): single-stranded RNA binding; RNA endonuclease activity
Source: RefSeq, a predicted model, not a curated record
CACGUGACUGUCACGUGAUCAAACAAAAUGGCUUCAAGCGUACAGAAAUUGACUCCGUUAGCAGCUGUUGAAAAACUGUCAGAGCGAAUAAUACGAAUAUUAGGAUGCAAUCCAGGGCUUCACACUCUGCAAGGGACUAAUACAUAUCUUAUUGGAAGCGGCAAACGGAGAAUUCUUGUAGACACAGGGAGUCCAGGUAAUUCCGAGUAUAUUAAAGGAUUACAGAAAGCUCUCACAGACAGUUGCUCUUCAAUACAGGAGAUAGUUUUAACACACUGGCAUCACGACCAUGUCGGAGGUGUCAAACAAAUCUUCUCCGAUGUACUCAAUGAUGAAGUUGGUGUGUCCAAGUUCAAGAGACUAUCUCAACCUGACGAGGAUAUAAGUCCAGCAAAAUAUACGUUUGUUGAAGAUAAACAUGUGUUCAAAACGGAGGGUGCUACCCUAAGAGCUAUACAUACCCCUGGUCACACGGAAGAACAUAUGAUACUAUAUUUAGAAGAGGAGAACGCUGUGUUAGCUGGAGAUACCAUACUGGGAGAGUCUACGGCAGUAUUUGAAGACCUUCAUUCAUAUAUGCAGUCAUUACAGAAGAUAUUAGACUUAAAGCCAAGUAUUCUGUAUCCAGGUAAUAUUAUAACUAACUUAUAUCUCGGGUCUCAAGAGGUGCGCUAA